This is a messenger RNA of Esox lucius (northern pike), 2240 nucleotides long. It is a transcript of the gene lrrc47, whose product is annotated as leucine rich repeat containing 47. The transcript has 7 exons. The record is from RefSeq and is a predicted model, not a curated record. Gene Ontology annotation, biological process: phenylalanyl-tRNA aminoacylation. The coding region runs from base 16 to 1752 and encodes 578 amino acids. Gene Ontology annotation, molecular function: RNA binding; protein binding; phenylalanine-tRNA ligase activity. NCBI's taxonomy places the organism in Eukaryota, Metazoa, Chordata, Actinopteri, Esociformes, Esocidae.
ACUGGUUAGCGCAGAAUGAGUUCGCCGUUUCUUUCUUCCGGGUCUAUUAGCAGCAUGGAUGUUUCAGAGAAUUGGCCUGAAGUAGAGAAAGCCGCUAAAGAAAAGAGACGCGAAUUGGUCCUGCAAGGUGCAGUUAUUGAUGAAAAGAUAUCUUCGAACGGAGGGCUGUGUUCCACAGUCUAUUCUCUCAAGCUCCUAAAUUAUCUAGAAAUCAUCCAAUGCCCGAGUUUGACAGAAAUUCACGAAGAUAUAAAAAAUCUGACCGCUCUAACGAGCUUGAUUCUUUGUAGGAAUAAGCUAAACUCUAUUCCAAAAACCAUUGGCAAUCUAAAGUCCUUGAAAGUCCUGGACAUUUCAGUUAACAACCUAAAAUGUUUGCCUGAAGAGAUAACCCAGCUAAGUGAACUAAAUACACUGAACGUGAGCUGCAACAACAUCGAGUCACUUCCAGAAAAUCUAUGUAAUUUUACGAAGCUCUCUACCAUAAACAUCUCAAAAAAUGACAUCACUCGGUUCCCUGAUGACUUCUAUCGUCUUGAUCUCCUCAGCAAUGUCAUCGCCUCUGAGAAUUCCAUUGAAGAGCUGAGUGGAGAUGUUCACAAACUUUCUGCUCUAAAGGUUUUGGACCUAUCCAACAACAAGAUCACUGACAUCCCCUAUGAACUGAGUGACUGCGCCAAACUGAAGGAGAUCAACUUCAAGGGUAACAAACUCAAAGACAAGCGGCUGGAGAAGAUGGUCAAUGGUUGUCAGACCAAGUCCAUUCUGGACUACCUUAGAGUCGGUGGUCGGGGGAAAGGCAAAGGCAGCAAGCAAGCUGAAGGGGAAGGGGACAAGACUGAAGGGGGCAGGAAUACAGAAAAGAACCUGACCAAAAAGCAGCGGAAGCAGCAGCAGAAGAAGAAGAAUGAGGAGGAUGAGGAUGAAAUGGAUGAGUUGAACCGGCUUGUGGUGAAGGUGCUUCAUGUAUCUGACAACCCUGGGGCAUUCACUGUAAAGGUAGCCAAUGAGCUCAAGGAUGUACGCCCGUACUUGGUGUGCUGUGUGAUCAGAGGCAUGAACUUCAGGGCUGGAAAUGCACUCAAGAGGUUCCUGGUUGCUCAGACCAAACUUCACGAUGACCUGUGUGGUAAAAGGACCUCUGCAACCAUCGCAACUCACGACAUGCAGCGACUCAAAGGACCUCUCAUGUAUGUUGCUAGACCUCCUUCCAUGUUGAAGAUAGUCCCCCUGGGCCGUAAGGAGAUGACUGCAGUGGAGCUCAUGAGGCAGCUGCAGCUGGAAGCAGAAGACCAGAGGAAACAGAGGAAGAGGCAGAAUGUGUCUGGCCUCCACAAAUACCUACAGCUUCUUGAUGGAAAAGAACUCUAUCCAUGUUUGGUGGAUGCAGAAGAUAAUGUCAUCUCAUUUCCACCAAUUACCAACAGUGAAAAAACCAAGAUUAGGAAGACAACGAAGGAGCUGUUCUUAGAAGUGACCAGUUCUACCAGCCUGCAGAUCUGUAAAGAAGUGAUGGAUGCUCUCAUAGUGAAAAUGGCGGAGCUAAACAAGUUCACAUUGGAGCACAGAGAGGAGGCUGGAUCAGAGGAAGACUCGGACGCUCCCCCAGAACCUGCGUCAGAUGGUGCCGCCUCAGGAGAACUGGUCAUCCAACAGGUUCGCACCACGGACCCUGACGGAAACCUCAAGGUUGUGUACCCAUCCAAAACGGAUCUCUCCACUGACGUUGGCAACCUGAACGUUAUCUGGUAGUUAUGCAACUGCUUGCCUUUAGAUUCACAGUACUUUGUAUGAAAUGCCACUGUUCAAUUAGUUUCAUUUGCUGAGUUAUGAUAUUUAACAGCAGCAAUUAAAUCACUCAUUUAUAAAAUGAGGAGGUAGUGUUUUAUUGCCUUGCUUAAAUGUUCUUGAUUAUUAUUUGCCCCUCACAGUUAAUGUAUGGAAUAACCACCUACCUGCCCAACUUAAAAUAUCAAAAUGUUUUUGUAUACAUAUUUUUAUAUUGCUAACACUAAAGGCAACUCAUUUGAUUGUAUAAUGUUAUUAUUAUUAUUGACAAGUACUAUAAGUUUGUAGCUAGCCUGUUUGGUCAGUUGAGUGUAAACAUAGUUAGUGACAACUUUUAGCAAUUUUGAACUAAAUCAUAAGACCCUUUGCCAUUCCCCUCUUUUAGUAAGGGCUGGGAUUGUGUGUAAUGUAAUAUUUAAACAAUGUCUUAAAUAAAUUGAACUUUGAAGGCA